AUGAAAUUCGUAUCUAUUGUUACUAUUGCUGCUAUUGCCUUAACUGUCUUCGCUGAGGCAGACAAUUUUGAACUCGACAGUGAUGGUCUUGACGAGCGCAAUGACCAACUUGGCGACGAUGCUGAAAAUGUUGCAAGGGCCCCUAAUUCUUAUAGGAAUUGCAACAGAUAUUGUAAGGAUGCUUACGACUAUGGUAGAAAGUACGAACAUAGAAACAACUGGAAAAAAUACCUCUGUACUAAUGACUUCCGUGGUAAACUUGAUCGCUGCAAGAACGGCUGCGACAGGAAAUAUUAUAACCAGCACUGGAGCCGCUAUAUUGAGCCUUACUACCACAAGAGAUGCGAUAGGCGUACAUAA
Debaryomyces fabryi is the source of this 360-nucleotide messenger RNA. RefSeq lists its product as uncharacterized. The transcript has a single exon. The record is from RefSeq and is a predicted model, not a curated record. Bases 1 to 360 code for a protein of 119 amino acids. Lineage: Eukaryota; Fungi; Ascomycota; Pichiomycetes; Serinales; Debaryomycetaceae.